Messenger RNA from Mugil cephalus (flathead mullet), 931 nucleotides. It is a transcript of the gene soul2, whose product is annotated as heme-binding protein soul2. The record is from RefSeq and is a predicted model, not a curated record. NCBI's taxonomy places the organism in Eukaryota, Metazoa, Chordata, Actinopteri, Mugiliformes, Mugilidae. Bases 81 to 680 code for a protein of 199 amino acids. The transcript is spliced from 4 exons. Gene Ontology annotation, cellular component: cytoplasm.
AUACGUGGGAGUGUCUGGUUGACACCGACUUAUUUGUUUGAUUAGUAAAACAUCAGAGCUGCAGCAUUUCCCCUGUGAGAAUGGACGUACUGUUGAAGCUCCUCGCUCUGCUCCUGGUGUCACUCCACAGAGGACACGCUUGGACGCCUCCGGACUUUUGCCACGGCCAUCAGUGUCCUCAGUACAGCGUGGUCGAGACGCGACAGGACUUUGAGGAGCGCUCGUAUGUCGCCACUGACUGGAUUACCACCAAGGUGGACGGCACGGGGACAGGAGACGUCAUCGCUGCAAAUUCAAAGCUGAAGGAUUACUGCCAGAGACAGAAGGACGCAGGUUAUGAGAUCUCCGUUGACACCAGCCCGACCCUGAUCACUGUGACCAAAGGUGAAGGAGACGACGUUGAUUUCACCAUGUCCUGGUUUGUUCCCCCCGGGACCAGAAAGCCCGAAAUCCCUGAUCCAUUCGUCUCGUGGGAAAGUAAACCUGAGGCCACCGUCUACGUCAGGGUAUUUGGUGGGACGCCGAGCCUGGAGUCUGGAGAGGAGAACGCAAAGCUCCUCCGCGAGGCCUUGGACAAAGCUGGGAAAUCGUUGGACGGCCACGCUUACAGCGGGGCCAGCUACGACUCUUACUUCUCUCUAACUCACCACAACGAAAUCUGGAUUUACGCUGCCGCCUGAUGACGUCAGAUCAGCUGUUCGCUCUCUGGUCCUGUUCUGAAUCUGGAUCUUUAGCAGAAUCACUUUUAUUGGCUCUUAUUGUACCAACAGCCCUGUUACAAACAGCUGACUGAUGGAAACCAGUUUCAGGAAUGUUACUGGUGGUAUUUUUACAGUCUCUUUUAUAUCCUGCUAAUAUUUGUCUGAUAAUUCUUCCUGUAUCGGCUCUUUUUAAAAAUAAUAAUGAUAAAUAAAAGAUUUGUUAGAUUUUU